Molecule: messenger RNA, 1795 nt
Organism: Haliotis rufescens (red abalone)
Lineage: Eukaryota; Metazoa; Mollusca; Gastropoda; Lepetellida; Haliotidae
Exons: 1
Coding region: 426-1721 (431 amino acids)
Source: RefSeq, a predicted model, not a curated record
GUAGUGGAAAUUAUGACCGAAAAAGAAUAUUACACAAUGAUAUACCUAUAAUAAUGCAAGUAGCAGAUUUCACCAAAGUAGAAAGCCGGUUUAUGUUAUGAAGGGGAACGUUUUCCGAGCAAGCAUUGUGAUGUGUCUACUUCCGGAUUUUCACUUUUCCUGCGAAGUUCUGUUUGAGGCUUUUUGUUGAACAGUGUUGUCACGUCUGUUUUUUUUAAUAACUGUCCAGUUAUUUGAUAUGAAGUAAAUGCAAAGGAGCCGUUAUGGGAUGGACGUAACCCAAGAGCACUUGUUUGAAUGUCUACCACUAGAUCUACACAUUGUUAUAACUCGAAGUCCUUCCAUCACUGCCUCAUUCGUCUGUGGGGAGGCUUGCGCUUUAUGAAAACUUACAUUUUUUAGAACAAUCAGCUUGUUUGCGCACAAUGCUUAUUACAGACCUACCGGAUGUUGUCCUUGUUAAGGUACUUUCAUACCUUGAAUGGGAAGAUAAACUUAUUCUAACAAGCGCCGUUCCUUCUAUAGAGAAUCACCUUAGAACGUCUGCUGCAUGGCCCUGUUUUGAGUUUGCACCUAGUGCUGUCACAAAGUCUGAUUACACCACGACUGCAGAAAACUGUGUGAAGGAAUAUGGACAGUUCUUUAGAACAUUUCGUUCUUUGACUUGCAUGGAGACCAACUCAGUGACAAAUGAACAUGCAAGUAUGUUUAAACUUGUCGGUGAAAACUGUCGUCAUCUGCGUGGUUUUCACAUGGAGCAAGGUAGUGAUGGCUUUUGUCAUGGACAACAUUCAACUUCAAACCGCGACAUGGAAGAAGCACUGACCAUAUUGACGACAUGUAAGGAUUUGAAGAAUGUAAGCCUGUUCCUCCCGUGCGAGACUGAGAUUCAGCCCAAACCCUUCCUGUUGCUUCAGCUGAUUAAUCUGGGUGUGACAAGCUUUGUCACAGCCUUAGAUUUGUCAAGUAUCAGUUGGACGAUGAGUGAAAGACAAAUGUCAAGUUUGCUUAAUUUUCCUAAUCUGAGAGAACUGAGUUUACAGAAAUGUAAUGUUGACUCGACCCUUGUUCUGGGUUUAGCCAAGCAGAGUUUGGUACAGCUAAACAUUUUCCAAGAAAAAGAAAUGUUUGAUGUUGACAUCUGCCAGCCUAAUGAUAAUGACUGGGAAAGGAUUCUAAAACUGAAACCAGACAUGAAAGUGAAUAUCACAUUUGAUGGAAUCAUACUUGUGAAAACUAUGUUUCCGUCCAGAGUACCACUGAAACAGCUAUCACUGAAUGAUAUAUCCAACAGUCUAACAAAGGGAAUGAUGGACCAUUUCACAAACAAUUACUGGAAUACACUGGAAGUAUUUAAGUACACAAAUCUCCUACAUGAACAAACUCGAACUUCAGAUACCAGACUUCCAUUUGCUUUGGUAAGCUUUGCAAAGAAAUGUUUAAAACUCCAAAGGAUACAUUUUGAUGUUCCUCUGUCAAGCACAACAGUAUUGUUAUUAGCGCAUGCAAGGAAGUUCCAAGAACUGCGAGUGAUAAGAGAUGAUGUGUCUUAUGAAUUUGACUGGAAGAGAGCAGAGAGCACAAUGACACCUGACUUUGUACAGUGGCUUAAAGAAAGUGGGCAAAAUGAAGCCCAGUUGGAAAAGGCUGUGUCAUCACUUCUGGGUUUUAAGUGGAAGUUAUGGAAUCUGCCUCUCAGUUUUUCCAACAAAUCAUUCUAAGAUUGUGUUCAUGCCUGGAUUGCCACUUAUCUUAUGACAAUUAUGAUCAUGAUGAUUAAAAUAUUUUCAAAAUA